AGCUUCGCGCUUUGACCCCGCGCGCGGCCCGUCGCCCAGCGCCGCGGCGGGAAAACCUGACUGUCGGCGCUCCUCCUUCCACCUUCGCGCUCCCGCGUGGCGCCGCCCACCGCGAUGGAGGAGGGAGAGGAGGCCGAGGAGCAACAGCGAUUCUCUUACCAGCAGAGGCUAAAGGCAGCAGUUCACUAUACAGUCGGUUGCCUGUGCAAAGAAGUUGAACUAGACAAAGAGAUGCCAUUCAGCAAGCAGACCAUCGCUGCAAUUUCGGAGCUGACUUUCCGGCAGUGCGAUACUUUUGCCAAAGACCUUGAGAUGUUUGCCAGACACGCGAAAAGAAGCACAAUUAACACCGACGACGUGAAGCUCUUAGCGAGGAGGAGUAAUUCACUGCUGAAGUACAUCACAGAGAAAAAUGAGGAGAUUGCUCAGCUUAAUCUAGAACGAAAAACAAAGAAGAAAAAGAAAUUGGAGGAUGGAAACAAAAACCCCAGGGAGCAUGCAGACGAGGAGACGGUAGAGGGAGAGUGAAGUUAGUUCUCGGCACUGGAACAGGGCGGCCAUCAGCAGGUAGAGCUACUGCAACCCUGAGUACUAUCGCCAAGAGAAUCCUUUCUUUUUUUCCAGGAGAAGCAAAGAUUUGUUUGAACAUGGCUAAGGGACACAUAGGCAGCCUGGCCAAGAGGCAGAUUCUGCUGCUGCUAGUCUGGUGUGGGGGUGGGGACAGGUUUUAAUGGUGUUACCUGAGAUUAUUCUGAUUGGCUGAUGCUUGCCCAUGGGUCUUGUUGAUUGGUUGUUUCUCCCUCUGCCGGUGGUUUGGCUUUCUUGGUAUUUUGUUCCUGCCAUGCCUCCCUCUGUAAGGGGAACUUCCCUCUGCAUUUCCCACUGAUGACAAAAUCAGGUCUGCUGUAAGUGGAGGUCUCAUCUUGGAAUUGCUCAGAGAUGGGUAGAGUUAGAGAUGUCCCUACCGACCACAAAGUGAGUUCCAAUAGGAUAAAUGUUUUCAAAGAAAAAAAACUGGUGAGGUGGCUUUUGUGCUGCAUUUUGUAAGCCAUUAACUUCAAAAGCUAAUUUAAAAGAGUGGAGGAUUAGAGCAAAGUAUCCCAUAUCUUCCUCAAGCCCGUGGAAAAGACAUGAAUGCGAAUGCUAUAUCCUGUGACUUCCAUGUACUGCAGCUAAUAAAAUGGUGUUAGCAAUUAAACAUGAUUUUUUUUUCACACAGAAUCAUAGUUAUUUCUUGACUAUACAACAUCUUCUAGUCUAAAUAGAAGUGUAGGCUAGGUGAAUAAAACUAUUUAGCGCUC
Messenger RNA from Perognathus longimembris pacificus (Pacific pocket mouse), 1301 nucleotides. RefSeq names its product centromere protein S (gene Cenps). The record is from RefSeq and is a predicted model, not a curated record. Gene Ontology annotation, cellular component: FANCM-MHF complex; Fanconi anaemia nuclear complex. The coding region runs from base 115 to 528 and encodes 137 amino acids. NCBI's taxonomy places the organism in Eukaryota, Metazoa, Chordata, Mammalia, Rodentia, Heteromyidae. Gene Ontology annotation, molecular function: protein heterodimerization activity; chromatin binding. Gene Ontology annotation, biological process: resolution of meiotic recombination intermediates; replication fork processing. The transcript is spliced from 5 exons.